UCUGCUGCUGCUGCUCGUGGUGUUUCUGCUGCUGUUGAUCGCUGCUGAUGAAAUUUCUUCAAUCUCAGAUCUGCGAGCUCAUGCGGGAAGCAUUCCUUCUGCGCCAGCUUCACCAGAUCCAGCAGUGCCGCUUCGUGCUCGGCGUGCGUGAUGUACCCGCUCUUUCGGCACUCACGGUUGGCAGGUCGAGCGUUGUGAGCGAAUCUGCGGCAGAGUGCGGUGACUCGAAUCAGCUCAAACAACGACGAAUAUCGCGUGAACAGCUGCUCCGGCUGAAGAAUCUGGACAGUGCAAGCGUACGACGCUCUCUGCUCCAGCAGUGCAGCCUCCAACUGCUCCUGCGUGGGAUUUCUCGUCUGCGGCCACUUGUCUGGACUUAAGCACAGCCAUGUGGGUCCAAUCC
Culex quinquefasciatus (southern house mosquito) is the source of this 403-nucleotide messenger RNA. RefSeq lists its product as uncharacterized. NCBI's taxonomy places the organism in Eukaryota, Metazoa, Arthropoda, Insecta, Diptera, Culicidae. Bases 48 to 380 code for a protein of 110 amino acids. The record is from RefSeq and is a predicted model, not a curated record. The transcript has 2 exons.